CGCCUGAGCCAUGCGCCCCAACGGCGGCGGCGCGCCGGCCGGCAUGGAGCCCCGCGCGGCCGUGCUCUGACUCGCUCUGCGCCCCGCGGCCGGCGGGCGGCGGGCGGCGGGCGGCGGCAGACCGAGAGCCGGAGACCGGCGCCGCGGGACGGAAGCGAGCGGGCGCGGGCGCCGCGCAGAUGGCCGGGGCGAGCAAGGUCUGAGGCUCCGCUCCCCGAAACGUGACCAUGUGGAUUCAACAGCUUUUAGGACUCAGUUCCAUGUGCGUCCGCUGGCCGGGCCGCUCCCGAGGAGGCCGUGCUUGGAUACUCAUAGCCGUGUUCCAGCUCGCCAUGGAUCUGCCCUCCUGUGCGGCCCUGGGCCCGGGCCCCGACUUCCGGCUCCUGCCCCGGCCGCCGCAGCGGCCGCCACGGCUGUGGAGUUUGAAGAGCGGACAGGCGGCGCGCCUCUCCGUGCCCAUGUGGAGCCCGCGCCCGGCCCGCGUGGAGCGCAGCCACGGGCAGGUGCCGAGUCCACGCGCCAAACGGGCACACAGACCCAGGGACCAGGUGGCCGCCCUGGUGCCCAGAGGGGGGCUCGCCAAACCCCCAGCCGCUGCCAAAUCCAGCCCUUCCCUGGGCUCCUCCUCCUCGUCCCCAUCCCCCGCGGCGGGUAGCGGGGCCACCACGGACCCGCAGGCCCUCCUGCGGAGGGAGAAGAGGCACCUGCAGGGUGCCGGCUUCAGCGGUUUUGAUUUCCGGGGCAGCAGGCCCACCACGGAGACGGAGUUCAUCGCCUGGGGGCCCACGGGGGAGGAGGAGGCCCCGGAAUCCAACACAUUCCCAGGGCUUUACGGCCCCACCACGGCCUCCAUCUCACAGACACGGAAGACAACGGUGGCCACCGCCGCCACCACCGCCACAGCCACCAUGGCCACCUCCACCACACUGCAGACUAAGGGGGUCACGGAGCCCCUGGGCCCCAGGAAUAGGAUCCCGGUUGGGGUUAGCACAACGGAGCCUUCCACCAGUCCCAGCAAAGACGACGGCGAAGACGGCAAGCCCCCACGGAUUCUGGGGGAGACCUCAGGUCUGGCUGUCCAUCAGAUUAUCACCAUCACUGUCUCCCUCAUCAUGGUCAUAGCUGCUCUGAUUACAACUCUUGUCUUAAAAAACUGCUGCGCCCAAAGCGGGAACACGCGUCGGAACAGCCACCAGCGGAAGGUCAACCAGCAGGAGGAGAGCUGCCAGAACCUGACGGACUUCACCCCCGCCCGGGUGCCCAGCAGCCUGGACAUAUUCACGGCCUAUAAUGAGACCCUGCAGUGCUCCCACGAGUGUGUCCGGGCGUCCGUGCCCAUGUACACCGACGAGACGCUACACCCGACAGCCGAGUACAAAUCCACGUUUAACGGGAACCGACCCUCCUCCUCUGAUCGGCACCUUAUUCCUGUGGCCUUUGUGUCUGAGAAAUGGUUUGAAAUUUCCUGCUGACUGGCCGAAGUCUUGUUCACCUCCUGGGGCAGGGCAGACGCCACGUGUCUGUAUUAUGGAUUCCGUUGGUGAACCUGUAAAAAAAAAAAAAAAAUUAAAAAAAAUUUAAAAAAAUUUAAAAAAGAUUAAACACACACACACACACACACACACAAAACCUAAUCUAGACUCUCUACGGGGAGGGUCCCCAUGCCCACCGCUUCAGUUUGCCGGUGGGGAGCUCAAAGAGCAGGACGCUAUAGGCCAAAUAUAUUUUUAUAAAAAUGCUCAUGCCUAUGGGGGAACUGCCUUCUGCCAGAGUUGUCUUUGGAGGACAGAGAGAAGCAAAGCAAGAAAGCAGCUGCAGACGGAGAAGAAAGGCCGACAGGAAGCUCCUGGAGCCUGGGAUUUGGACUGAUUCUGAACCUUUGCCAAUAAUACCAUUAUGUGCCAUGUAGUGACCUGAAGGACUUGGUGACCGCGGCGAAGCCAAGCGAACCACGUGUAGAAACCUGACCGAAACAGGGGGUGGGAAUCUUCCAAUAGAGUCGCUAUUUCUGGUUAAUAUACAUAUAUAAAUAUUAAAUACACAAGACACACACACACACACUUUUUUUGUACUGUAGCAAUUUUUGAAGACCUUCAAUGUUCCUUUUUAAAAAAAAAAUGUUAUCGGUUACAGAACCUGGUUUAUUUACCAUGCUUAGUAUGAACAGAAUAAACUGUUUUCUACUUUGGCAACAUGUCAAACACACAGGCACACGCGCACGCGGGCCCACACGCGUGCACACACGCACACACGCAUAGAGACGCCUACACUGGAAACGCGGUUCCACGAGUGAGCAUAUCCCUUCCGGUGACCUGGCCUCCCAUUGCCGCCCGUCCCCGGGGACAGCCGGGACCCCGCAGACCAACCCCUCCUGACACCCUACAUUGGCUGGUAUCCGGUGAGUGGCUCUAGAUGUAGACUUUCUUGUCUCAGGCCAGAAUCGAGAAUGCCGUGGUUUUACAGACCGGCAUGUAGGGAGAGAGAGAGAGACGCGUGAACAUGACCUUGUUUUUUUUCUCAUUUAGUUGUUUGAAGGAGCUACCUAACAGCCGCGCACUCGUGUACGUAGUCAGCUGCUUACAAAUGGGCUGAGCGUCAGCCCGGGCGGGGGGCGGAUUCUUAACCAUCUUUGUGUUAUACAAGCGUAGACCGAAUUAAAGAAAAUUUUUCAGCUCCAAAAAUUAAAGGAAUCUAUCCUUAUAAUGUGUGUGCGUAUGUCAGAACAGAACUCAGACAUCUACGAGGGUCCCCGUUUGUUAGAAAACGAGAAAGAAGUCCAUGUGCAAAGGACCCAGGCUACUCCCACGGGGGCUGUGCCCUGGAGUGCACCCCACAUUCAUUUCACGCACGUUGAUGGACAGGUCACUGCUCUUUCUAGAGCCCAAGCACGGCUUACAAUCUUGGUGAGGACUGGAGCAAAGACGCUGUCUCUUGCUAGUGCUGGUUAGCCAACAUCUCUGUUUUUGCCAUCAAGAAUCCUAGAGUGGGGUUUCCCAGUGGAAAGAGGGGCUCGAGGCUGAAGCCUCGGGAGAGGGGAUCACGAGCACACGUGAUUCAUGAGAAACACUCACGUUUGGGGACGCAGCUUCCUCCGCAGUGGUGCCCUGGUGCCCCAUUGUGCCCUGUGAGUGACGGGAGGCUCCGUUGGAUGCUGUUUUCUCCUCACAGGGAUCCCAAAUUCGAUGCGUGUGGCCUUCCCUCU
Messenger RNA from Lutra lutra (Eurasian river otter), 3202 nucleotides. RefSeq names its product adherens junctions associated protein 1 (gene AJAP1). Gene Ontology annotation, molecular function: beta-catenin binding. The transcript is spliced from 6 exons. The record is from RefSeq and is a predicted model, not a curated record. Gene Ontology annotation, cellular component: cell-cell contact zone; plasma membrane; cytoplasmic side of plasma membrane. The coding region runs from base 228 to 1472 and encodes 414 amino acids. NCBI's taxonomy places the organism in Eukaryota, Metazoa, Chordata, Mammalia, Carnivora, Mustelidae.